AUGACGUCAUUGAUAUCUAGAAAAUGUUUGUCUACCUUCCAAGAAAUGUUUCAAUUUCCAAAACACCGUAGAAAAGGAGAGCCUACAAAUGAAAGAGAGGAUACGGUGAUUUGGAAAUUUGAUAACACAGGUGUCUAUUCAACGAACUCUUUUACACAGAUGAUGCAAGCGGAAGCCCUUCCGGCUGAAGUUACAAGUUAUAGUUUCACGCGGGCUAUUUGGAAAGGGUUCGUCCCUCCAAGGAUCGAGCUCUUGUCUUGGUUUGUGUUGAUUGGAAGGGUGAACACUAAGGACCGGUUGCGUAGACUACGUGUUAUUGAUCAGCAUGAUACGCUGUGUGUGCUGUGUUCCAAGUCUGAGGAAACUGUGUUCCAUUUGUUUCUUGGCUGUGAUAUCACCUGGCAGGUGUGGUGUGCGUGGUAUGCGUUUGGUAGGAGUUGGUGCUCUCCUGGUAAUCUUAAGGAGCACUUCGAAAGCUGGAUAAACAUGGCAAUAUGGAAGGUGGAGAGAAAGAGGUGGUUCCUUGGAUUCUUUGCUGUUGUCUGGACAAUCUGGUUAGAAAGGAAUAGCAGGCUGUUUCGAAAUCACAGCUCAAGUAUGCGGGAAAUUAUAAACAAGUCAUUUGCAUCUGCAGAGGAAUGGAUUGGCGGUGAACCCUUUGGUUGUUGA
Molecule: messenger RNA, 669 nt
Organism: Arachis ipaensis
Lineage: Eukaryota; Viridiplantae; Streptophyta; Magnoliopsida; Fabales; Fabaceae
Source: RefSeq, a predicted model, not a curated record